AUGCAUGGGUGGCUAUACGCCCCUCACUCGGCCGGUGCACGCUAUGCUCCACACUCGGCCGGUGCUCGCUACGCUCCACACUCGGCCGGUGCACGCUAUGCUCCACACUCGGCCGGUGCUCGCUACGCUCCACACUCGGCCGGUGGUCGCUACGCUCCACACUCGGCCGGUGUGCGCUACGCUCCACACUCGGCCGGUGGUCGCUACGCUCCACACUCGGCCGGUGUGCGCUACGCUCCACACUCGGCCGGUGCUCGCUACGCUCCACACUCGGCCGGUGGUCGCUACGCUCCACACUCGGCCGGUGUGCGCUACGCUCCACACUCGGCCGGUGCUUGCUAUGCUCCACACUCGGCCGGUGGUCGCUACGCUCCACACUCGGCCGGUGUGCGCUACGCUCCACACUCGGCCGGUGGUCGCUACGCUCCACACUCGGCCGGUGCUUGCUACGCUCCACACUCGGCCGGUGUGCGCUACGCUCCACACUCGGCCGGUGUGCGCUACGCUCCACACUCGGCCGGUGCUUGCUACGCUCCACACUCGGCCGGUGUGCGCUACGCUCCACACUCGGCCGGUGCGCGCUACGCUCCACAUGCCGCACUUGUCACCUAUAACUAUAAAUUAAGAAUGCGUACCAGCGCAUCACACUGA
Messenger RNA from Procambarus clarkii (red swamp crayfish), 651 nucleotides. RefSeq names its product collagen, type I, alpha 1b-like. The record is from RefSeq and is a predicted model, not a curated record. Lineage: Eukaryota; Metazoa; Arthropoda; Malacostraca; Decapoda; Cambaridae.